GGUGGCGGUGGUGGCGGUGGUGGUUGUGGUGUUGCCGUUGGUGGCGGUGAUUGCCAGCAACCUGACAAGUUGGCGGUGGCGGUGGUGUGGGCGGCUGGGAAGCUGCGCUCAAUAUUCACGCUGCUCGUUGAGUGUGAGGAGGACGACCAUGUGCUUGCGUCUGCAUGCGAGAUGUUGCAAGUCCUCAGCUCCAGCCAUGCUGGUGCAUUGGCAUUUAGCAACAAUGGAAGCCUCGCGGCCUUAGCCAGCCUGCUGGGACGCACUCACAACCCUCAAGCCCUGGAGAAGAUCACCAGCACGCUGUGGAACCUGUUGCGCCACGAGUCUCUGAGGGCUGCGCUGGUGGAGCUUUGCCUCCCGGCGCUGGUGGAGCACGUGCUGGUGCCAGAGAGCGGCUGGAGGAGCAACUUUGGAGACUCGCCCGCCUCAACCUCCCCACCCGGCUCGUCCGCCUCGCCUUCCGCGGCGUUCUGCAACGCCUUGACGUGCCUACGGGAGUUGAGCUCGGCAGAUCCGGACGGACGGCUGAGCACGUGGAAGGGCGAGGGGCUGGUGGACUGCGUGCUGCGCUUCGUCCGCUCGGCACUGAGAGGACGCAACAUCGAGACCAAGGCGGUGGAGGAUGCAGUCUGUGUCCUGCACCAGCUGAGCGUCCACAUGCUGCACAACGUGCCGCACUGCGGAGACUCAAGGCUGGGGGGGGGCAGCUGGGGGGGAGCUGCCAGCCACAGCUCCACCCUGAAGACAGGCUGGGAGCUGCUGUUCCAGGCCGACACAGUCAGCUGCUACGUGUCGCUGCUGCAGCAGUCGCACAACGUGCUCGUGCUGCAAGCGGCAACACGCUCCAUCUACACGCUGGCCAGCGGAGACACCCAGUGGUCGGCGUUGUCCCGCACGGCCGUGGCUCACAACGGGGGGCUGCCCUGCCUCCUGGAGCAGCUGCGGAGCGGGAGGAGCAGGAGUAGUGACGACGACGAGCGCCGUCUGCUGGCGUACACCUCGGUGCACGCUCUGCGGGUCCUCGCUCGCAAUGACCCCAACAACCAGCGCCUCAUCGGGCUGCACAAUGGCGUGAGGAUCCUCACCGCGAUGCUGCCUGACGCUGCCGAGGCAGGCAGCGGUGGCGGCGGUGGCGAUGGUGGCGAUGGUGGCGAUGGUGGCGAGGCCUCGCGGCUGGGCGAGGAGGGGCUGUCGGCAGUGCUCUGGGCGCUGACGGCGCUGGUUUCCGGCAGCGUCGCCAACGCUCAGCGGCUGCAUCGCGGCGGUGGCAUCAGGCGCAUCGUGGCCAUCCGCACCAGCCGGACGGCGUGCAGCCAGGACCUCUUUGCAGCGAGGGCUUUGCUCACCGUCCUCUGGGCUCAUCACGACCUCCGCGCCAGCUACAAGAAGUGUGGCGGCUGGGACAGGGAGCACUUCCUGUCACCGAGAUGCCACGAGCAGCAGCAGCGGCGCCGGCAGCAGCAGCAGCAGCACGUGCACUCGCUGUGGCACCAGUGGCAGCUGUGCCAGCAGUGGCAGCUGUGGCAGCAGUGGCGCCAGUCGCAGCUGUAGUAGCAGAAGCAGCAGUAGCAGAAGCAGUAGUAGGGGUAGUGGCGGUAGUAGCAGUCCGCUCGGCGGACGCUGGCGUUCUCCUCUUGAAUCUUGACUUGAAGCUUUCGUGGCUUGCAGGGACUUAUGGGUCUGUCGGUCAGGUGGCGUGGGUAGGUUCAAGAAAUUAACAAAAAACUACGACGUUUCGAUGGCAACACAAGCGGUCGUCAUCAGUGUUGCGAUCGAAACGUCGCUGGUUUUUGUUAUUUGCUUUGAACCUACACACGUGAUGUUGCCGACAGACCCCAAAGAAUAUGCUCUUCUUAACUUCGCUUGUUGAUGUUGAUGAAGAUGUCGAUGGUGCUGUUGUUGAUUUUGUCGUUGAUGUUUAUGAUGUUGUUAUUGAUUUUGAUGAUGUUGUUGAGGAUGUUGAUUUUGUUGUUAAAGAUGUUGAUGUCGUUCGACCGGUGGCUAUGGGAACAAUUACCCUAGGGGAGGCUAAUUGACCCGACCCAGCCAAGGUGCGGGUCUGGACUCUGGCUUCCUCGGAACUCGCCCUUACAAGGACAAGCGGGACAAGGGGGUCCAGGGUCCUAAG
Molecule: messenger RNA, 2128 nt
Organism: Lethenteron reissneri (Far Eastern brook lamprey)
Lineage: Eukaryota; Metazoa; Chordata; Hyperoartia; Petromyzontiformes; Petromyzontidae
Product: catenin delta-2-like
Biological process (GO): cell-cell adhesion
Cellular component (GO): plasma membrane; nucleus; adherens junction
Molecular function (GO): protein binding
Source: RefSeq, a predicted model, not a curated record